AGUCGUCUCCUCCGUGUUGGCUGCUGCUGCUUCAGCGGCUGCUGCGGCAGCCACGGAACUCUGAGAGUGGAACAGCUGUGGCUGGAUUCCGGCCACUCUGCAGAAUGGAGAUAAUCAGGAGCAAUUUUAAGAGUAAUCUUCACAAAGUGUACCAGGCCAUAGAGGAGGCAGACUUCUUCGCCAUCGAUGGGGAGUUUUCAGGAAUCAGUGAUGGACCUUCUGUCAGUGCAUUAACAAAUGGUUUUGACACUCCUGAAGAAAGGUAUCAGAAGCUUAAAAAGCAUUCCAUGGACUUUUUGCUGUUUCAGUUUGGCCUUUGCACUUUUAAGUAUGACUACACAGAUUCAAAGUAUAUAACGAAGUCAUUUAACUUCUAUGUUUUCCCAAAACCCUUUAAUAGAUUUUCACCAGAUGUCAAGUUUGUUUGUCAGAGCUCGAGCAUUGACUUUCUAGCAAGCCAGGGAUUUGAUUUUAAUAAAGUUUUUCACAAUGGAAUUCCAUAUUUAAAUCAGGAAGAAGAAAGACAGUUAAGAGAGCAGUAUGACGAAAAACGUUCUCAGGCCAAUGGUGCAUAUGUAUCUCCUAACGCUUCAAAAUGUCGUUUGACAAUUCCUGAGGACCAGAAGAAAUUUAUUGACCAAGUGGUAGAGAAAAUUGAAGAUUUAUUACAAAGUGAAGAAAACAAGAACUUGGAUUUAGAGCCAUGCACUGGGUUCCAAAGAAAACUAAUUUAUCAGACUUUGAGCUGGAAGUAUCCCAAAGGCAUUCAUGUUGAGACUUUAGAAACUGAAAAGAAGGAGCAAUAUAUAGCUAUCAGCAAAGUAGAUGAAGAAGAACGCAAGAGAAGGGAGCAGGAGAAGCACGCAAAAGAGCAGGAGGAACUGAACGAUGCUGUGGGAUUUUCUAGGGUCAUCCAUGCCAUUGCUAAUUCGGGGAAACUUGUUAUUGGACACAACAUGCUCUUGGAUGUCAUGCACACAGUGCACCAGUUCUACUACCCCCUGCCUGCGGACUUAACUGAUUUUAAAAAGAUGACAACAUGUGUUUUCCCCAGACUCUUGGAUACUAAAUUAAUGGCCAGCACGCAACCUUUUAAGGAUAUCAUUAACAACACCUCCCUUGCAGAAUUGGAAAAGCGGUUAAAAGAGACACCUUUCUGCUCUCCUAAAGUUGAAAGUGCAGAAGGUUUUCCAAGUUAUGACACUGCUUCUGAACAACUCCAUGAGGCAGGCUAUGAUGCUUAUAUCACAGGACUGUGUUUUAUCUCCAUGGCAAAUUACCUAGGUUCUUUUCUUAGUCCUCCAGAAAUUCAUGUGUCUGCCAGAUCAAAACUCAUCGAACCUUUUUUUAACAAGUUGUUUCUUAUGAGGCUCAUGGAUAUCCCCUAUCUAAACUUGGAAGGACCAGACUUGCAGCCUAAACGAGACCACGUUCUCCACGUGACAUUCCCCAAAGAAUGGAAAGCCAGCAACCUUUACCGACUUUUCAGUGCCUUUGGUAAUAUUCAGAUAUCCUGGAUCGAUGACACAUCAGCAUUUGUCUCUCUCAGCCAGCCGGAACAAGUACAGAUUGCUGUCAAUACCAGCAAAUACGCAGUAAGCUAUCGGAUCCAGACCUAUGCUGAGUAUGUGGGGAAAAAACAGCAAGAGAAGCAAAUAAAGAGAAAGUGGACAGAAGAUGGUUGGAAGGAGGAUGACAGGAAGCGGUUGAACACACAGUGUGUAUCCUACGCACUGCAGAAUCACUAUUACUGCAACAAUAGUUUUACAGCUACCAGCACAGUAGGAAAAAGAAAUUUGAGUCCUACCCUAGAAGAAGCUGGCUUGGAGGACAGAGCAUCCGGGAAGAUUUCUGACACUGAGCUUGAGCAGAUAGAUUCCUGUGCAGAAUCCCUCUCAGAAAGAAGGAAAAAGGCCAAGAAAUUAAAAAGAAUGAAGGAAGAGCUUUCUCCAGCAGGAAGCAUCUCAGACAGCCCUGCCAUGCUCUUUGAAGUUCCUGACACAUGGUAACCAAGUCCUGAGUGGAACAGACCGCUGGUGCUGUCACUGAGAAAGGGCCGGAUGGCAUGUGUGGAAGCCAUACUGUAUUUAAUUUAAUAAAACGUGGUAUGGGAGGGGUUGGAAACCAAGAAUGUCCUGGGGAAAAAAAAAGUUUUUAUUUUUGUGGCUGUGUUUCUUUUUUCCCCUUUUAAUCUAAACUGCUGUGGAUGCUCCUUGUGGUGCAGGCUGUCAUGAACGUGUACAUUAUUAACCAGGUAAUCAUUUGUUGCUUAUGUGGAAACCUUUCCUGUCAUAAAUGUGCUUAAGAAUCCACUUGGGUGGGGAAUGUCGGCUAUGAAAUAUGCAAACAGAGCUGACAUUCUGGGUGCCGUGAUCAUGAAUUUGGGAUUGAGCUCUUUUCCUGCUUAUCUGUGUUUUCGUGCUCGGAUAUUGGGGCAGUUGCAGUCUCCCAGUGGACAAACCCACUGUCUCCCACUUCCCGCCACAGCUGCCUGAAAAUGUGAAGUUUUCAGACUUGCAUUUCCGGUAGGAAGAUGUGUACAGUGUCCUCCCACCUCAGAGCUGACCAUGCACCUUUGCCUUAGGGCAUAUUUAUUGAGAGUUAUUUUUCCUGAGAUGUGAGUUUCUCAUCACAGGAGUGUACAAGUGAAAAAAGUCAGCUUCUGUUCUUACCUGCAGUGCUGCGUCGGCUUUUAACCCGCCCAUGUCUUCUGUCUGUGUGGGUGGCAGUCUGGGGGUAAGACGGCGUGUGUGUGUCCGUGUGCGUGUACAUGUGUGGAAUCAUGGCACCUCAACAACAUGUACCAGCCCUUUCUGUCCAAACAGAUCACAGCAACCCCAAGAGUUCACGAUCUACUUCAGUAGAUCUGCUUCAGACAAAUCAUUGUUAGAUAUUUAACAUUUUUGUAUUGUGGAAAUAAAAAUGAAAAAAAUGUA
Otolemur garnettii (small-eared galago) is the source of this 2936-nucleotide messenger RNA. RefSeq names its product poly(A)-specific ribonuclease (gene PARN). The transcript is spliced from 24 exons. The record is from RefSeq and is a predicted model, not a curated record. NCBI's taxonomy places the organism in Eukaryota, Metazoa, Chordata, Mammalia, Primates, Galagidae. Gene Ontology annotation, molecular function: poly(A)-specific ribonuclease activity; metal ion binding; RNA binding. The coding region runs from base 105 to 2009 and encodes 634 amino acids. Gene Ontology annotation, biological process: nuclear-transcribed mRNA poly(A) tail shortening. Gene Ontology annotation, cellular component: cytoplasm; nucleus.